GAACCGUGGAGACGGGAGCAGACUCGAUGGCGGUGGUACUGCGCUGUUGUUUGGCAGCGUUGAUGCUGUUUGUGGCCGGCCAGUGUGAUGCAAGAAGCCUCCCCACUGAACAAGAAUCUGGCAAGGAGCAGAGGAGCUUGCAGUGCAAUGGUGGGACAUAUUACUACCACCCGACGGCGCUGGGGAUGACCUACGCAGAGACCGUGUGCGAGCAGGAUUUCGGCGGUCGCGUCAUGUCCGCCAAUGUAGUGGAUCUCGCGUGCGGUGCGAACCUGCUCCGCAUGCCAGCGUUGCAGGCGAGUAACGUCAGCGGCAUUCCUGUUUUCCUCCAGAAUAGCAAAUCGUCGCCGCUCUUUGUCAUUGGAUUCUGCCACGUGUGGGACUUUAAGAGGAUGACAUUCAAUAAUCUCUGGUGCAGUGAUACGCUGCCUGUGAUUUGCGUCAAAGAUGCGUCUCUUCCCAGCACUGGCGGUGCAAGCUCUGCUAAUGCCGCCUCCAAUAGAUCCUCUGAAAGCACAAAUCCGAUUGGAAAUUCCAUGCAGCCUUCACUUCCUCCAGACAUUGUUGCUCUCCCACCGGUGAAUGUGAAUGUGCAUGAUAACACAACAACUUCUCCUGGCAGUAAUUUCGGCAGUGGGAACACCACGUCUACAGCACCGAGUGUUAGCGAUUAUGUCAUGCCGUCAGUACCCAGUGUGGUCGAUGAUGUCAUGUCGCCAGUACCCAGUGUGGUCGAUGAUGUCAUGCCGCCAGCACCCAGUACAUUCGAUGUCAUGCCGACGGUACCAAACAUGUUUGAUAUGCCGUCAGCACCCAGCGUGGCUGAUAAUACCAUGCUGUCGGUACCCCGUAUGGUCGAUGAUGUUAUGCCGAUGGUGCCCAACAUGUUUGAUAUCUUGCCGUCAGAACCCAGUGCAGUCCCUUAUGUCAUGCCGUCAGUGCCCAAUGUGGUUGAUGAUGUCAUUCCGGCAGUACCCCGUAUGGUUGAUGAUGUCAUGCCGUCAGUACCCCACAUGAGCGAUGAUGUCAUUCCGGCAGUACCUCGUAUGGUCGAUGAUGUCAUGCCGGCAGUAUCCCGUAUGGUCAAUGAUGUCAUGUUUAGAGCACCAGAUGGCGGCGAUGGAGUCACAACUACCAGUCCUCGGGGACCAACUGAUGCUGUGCCCAAAUUGCCCGAUGUUAUGCCGUCAGUACCCCGAAUGGUCGAUGAUGUCAUGUUUAGAGCAGAAGACGGUGGCGAUGGAAUCACAACCACCAGUCCCCCGGCAACAACAGACACUGUGCCCAAACUAUCCGAUGAUGUAAUGCCGCCAGUACCCCGAAUACUCGAUGAUGUCAUGCUUAGAGCAGAAGACGGUGGCGAUGGAAUCACAACUACCAGUCCCCCGGCAACAACAGACGCUGUGCCCAAACUGUCCAAUGAUGUAAUGCCGCCAGUACCCCGAAUACUCGAUGAUGUCAUGUUUAGAGCAGAAGACGGUGGCGAUGGCAUCACAGCCACCAGUCUCCCGGCAACAACAGACGCUGUGCCCAAACUGUCCGAUGAUGUAAUGCCGCCAGUACCCUCAAUACUCAAUGAUGUCAUGUUUAGAGCAGAAGACGGUGGCGAUGGAAUCACAACUACCAGUCCCCCGGCAACAACAGACGCUGUGCCCAAACUAUCCGAUGAUGUAAUGUCGCCAGUACCCCGAAAACUCGAUGAUGUCAUGUUUAGAGCAGACGACGGUGGCGAUGGCAUCACAGCCACCAGUCUCCCGGCAACAACAGACGCUGUGCCCAAACUGUCCGAUGAUGUAAUGCCGCCAGUACCCCGAAUACUCGAUGUCAUGUUUAGAGCAGAAGACGGCGGCGAUGGCAUCACAGCCACCAGUCCUCGGGAGCCAACUGAUGCUGUGCCCAAACUGACCGAUGGCGCUGAUGGCUUCAUUGGGACUGGGAUCAGCGACACCAUUGCUGGUCCGUCUACGAGCCGUGUUGUGAAGCACGAUGUCACCACGCAUUCGGCUGACAUUGUGCAGAGUUCUCCAGCCAACAGAUCUGAACAUAGUCUAGCCGGUGCUCCGUCAGAAAAGGCAGACCCGUCAACGGACUCCGUCACGUUCGACACACAGGCAACCAGCAGCAGAGACGCUACUGAGUCGAUCGGCCCAGCGGCAGCGAGCGCUGCCUCGACGCCGCAAAGCGGCUACAACCUGGCCAUCGUUCUGGCCUCGAUGUGCGGCAUACUGCUGUGCGUCAUCUUCCUUCUGGCCUGGCAGGUGAAGAACAUCCGCAAGCCAACAGUGCCAUGGAAAAUGCACAAGUACAAAACCCAGCGAAACUGUUCAUCAUGCAAGAAUUCCAUCUCGGAUUCAGGCUCGUGCUCGUCAACGGCCUCCGGUGGUGCGCCAGAGGAACUGCAUCAGCACUACUACUAUAACCCUAACCGCUCGGGUGGGACUAGCCUCCAUCGCUCGCCAUCGUCAACGUCCACAAGGACGUUCGCUUCCCUCGCUCCGCUGCGGUCUUACACCAAUUCCCUGGAUGCCUCCUCGACUGGCAGUGGCGAGGGCAAUGCACCGCGAACGCGUACAACACCAUUGCCAUCGUCGGAAGGAGCGUGCCCGCCAGCAGGAAGAUCACUGACAUCCCCGGAGACAGCAUCACCACCGUCGGGAGGAGCAUUCCCGCCAGCAGCGGAAAGAGCAUUGCCUCCAGCUGGAAGAUUACUGACAUCACCAGAGACAGCAUCACCACCACCGAUACCACUGACUGCUAGAUCAUCACCACCACCACCACCGACGCCGACACCUGCUAGAUCAUCGCCACCACCUAAGAAAUCAUGGUCGCCAAAGUCAGUGUUCGCAAAAUCUUGGUCGGUGGUGGCAAGAUCCGCUACGCCGUCGGAGAGAUCGUCAUCGCCAUCACCGCCAUCACAGCCAGCAAGAUCCACACUAUCUCGUGCAUGUUCACUACCUGAAAAAGCAUCGUCAUCGUCACCGCCCACCAGACCACGUUUGCCUUUGAAGGACGCCAGACAGCUCAUGGCAUCACCGCGCCUGUUCAAUUCCCUGUCGCUGGGCGGCGGGCUUAAAACGUCGCCACUGAGCCAACAAGCAGCAACUUCGCUGAUCUUGCCCUUGGACGAGAUGUGUUCGGCACAAGAGGGCGGUUUCGAAGUGGACGAUCAUGAAUCGCCGCCAGGGUCCACCGUUGCGAAGCCGACCCGCUACAUAGAGACUUCAGCAGCCGUGGGGUCUGAGUCUGGGCCUCCGGGCUCGUGCCUGGGAAUGAAAUACUCCAAUAUGGAUCUGCCAUCGGCCGGACUUGUGGGCGUUUUCCCCUCCAGGAGCGAUGUGUUUCCAGAAAACAGCGACAGAGAAUAGAAGCAAUGUCCUGAGUGCUCUCCAUCCUUCUUUCCUGUUCUUGAACAGCUGGGGAUGCCCAGUGUUUCGUUUUUUAUUAAUUUUUAUUCAUUUCUUGCCACAUCCCAAGGCGUUUUCUUUCAAGUGCGGAUUAGCACCCGGAAAAUCUCGCCGCCUCUUUUACUACAUCAUUACUUUCAUACAGCAUACACACGUCAGUUUCACGUUUUCGACGCUGGUAUUCAGCGCAUGUUCACUCCUGUCAACGGCGGUAGCAUGGCCUCUACUUCCCUUCUUGAUAUUUUAUAGCAACCAAGAGUACAAUCUUUCUCCACGCCGACUUUUCGUGAUAUCGUCUUCAUUUUUCUAAUCGUCCAUGAGUUGCAAGUGAAGAGAUAAAAAAUACUAUUGUUGUUUUACCAGGUUAAACUACCGGGGUAACUGUAUCUUGUGCAACUGCUAUCGAUCAUUCUGCUUUAAACAUUCCUUGCAGUAGUGAACACCAGUGCUGGCAUGGAUGGUCGGGGACUGG
Sycon ciliatum is the source of this 3876-nucleotide messenger RNA. Its product is annotated as mucin-2-like. NCBI's taxonomy places the organism in Eukaryota, Metazoa, Porifera, Calcarea, Leucosolenida, Sycettidae. The coding region runs from base 27 to 3365 and encodes 1112 amino acids. The record is from RefSeq and is a predicted model, not a curated record. The transcript is spliced from 5 exons.